Molecule: messenger RNA, 627 nt
Organism: Wickerhamiella sorbophila
Lineage: Eukaryota; Fungi; Ascomycota; Dipodascomycetes; Dipodascales; Trichomonascaceae
Product: Tyrosine-protein phosphatase pmp1
Exons: 1
Coding region: 1-627 (208 amino acids)
Biological process (GO): negative regulation of MAPK cascade; protein dephosphorylation
Cellular component (GO): cytoplasm
Molecular function (GO): MAP kinase tyrosine/serine/threonine phosphatase activity; protein tyrosine/threonine phosphatase activity
Source: RefSeq, a predicted model, not a curated record
AUGCGCCCAGCCCGCCAUCGAGCCCAGAACUUAUCUAUUACCAUUCCCAAAAAUGAGUGUGCGGCAGCCCUCGCUAAUGCCCAACCACCGCGCCCACAGCUAACCGAUGAAUAUCCUAAACAUCAAGGGAUAGAGCAGCUGGUGGAGCCGCUUGAGAUCUCCCACAACGUGUAUAUAUGUGGCGAGAUAAGUGCAGAUGCUUUACGAAGUUUUGAUGUCGUAUUCAAUGUUGCUCGCGAAGUGCCGUGCCCGCUGAGCUCUCCAGUUGCAGUAAGGUGUCGGUCCGAGCUAGAGAAUUUCGGCAUCACAUGCAAAACGCAUCAAUUGGGACCACGGAAGGUUUACUACUAUGCCACGGCGUGGGAUCACGAUCCAAAGUUGAGCGAGGUGCUUGGCCCGCUCACCCAAGAGGUCUCGGAGCAGGUGAAUAACAAUAAGCGUGUGCUAAUUCAUUGCAAAUGUGGAAUAUCUCGUUCUGCAACCUUGGUUCUUGCCUACGUCAUGCAAGAGUAUAACAUGGACUAUACCUCAGCGUACAGCUACGUGAAGACGCGCCAUCCUGCACUAUCACCAAACCUAAGCUUGGUGGCUAAACUUUUGGAAUGGCAGACCCAGAUUGGUUUAUAA